Calidris pugnax (ruff) is the source of this 1248-nucleotide messenger RNA. RefSeq names its product serpin B4-like. The transcript has 7 exons. Bases 1 to 1248 code for a protein of 415 amino acids. Lineage: Eukaryota; Metazoa; Chordata; Aves; Charadriiformes; Scolopacidae. The record is from RefSeq and is a predicted model, not a curated record. Gene Ontology annotation, molecular function: serine-type endopeptidase inhibitor activity. Gene Ontology annotation, biological process: negative regulation of endopeptidase activity.
AUGUGCUCUCUCAGCACAGCCAAUGCCAAGUUCUGUCUUGACUUUUUCAGAGAGCUGAGCAAAAUAAAAAGAAAUGAAAACAUUUUCUUCUCUCCACUAAGUCUCUCAGCUGCCUUUGGGAUGGUUGUCCUCGGUGCCAGGGGAAACACGCUUAAACAGAUUGAGGAGGUAUUUCACUUCAGUGAAGUUUUGAGCAGUGCAAGCCAGGGAAACCAAUAUGCUUCUGAGAAGGUAAGAGACAGUUGCACUCAAGCCUGCCAUGACCUUCUGUUUUCCUGUUUGAAGUACGAAGAAGCUGGAGGAGUCCAUUCCCAGUUCCAGUCUCUGUUGGCUGCAGUCAGUGAACCCAGACCAGGCUGCUCUCUCACCAUUGCCAACAGGCUCUUUGGAGAAAUUACUUAUCCGUUCUUCCAGCAAUACUUGGAUUCCACAAAGAAAUUCUAUCGAGCAGAACUGGAAGCAGUCAAUUUUAAAUGCACUGAAGAAGAAGCCAGAGAGAAGAUUAACUUCUGGGUGGAAAAUGAGACAAAAGGUAAAAUCAAAGACCUAUUUGCUACUGGGUUUAUUGAUCCCUCCACUGUACUUGUCCUGGUCAAUGCUAUAUAUUUUAAAGGAAAGUGGGCAGUAGAAUUUAAGAAAGAAGACACCAAGGAAACAUAUUUCCAACUGAACAAGAAUGAGAAAAGGACAGUGCAGAUGAUGUUUCAAGAAGGUUAUUUUAACAUGGCCUUCAUAGAGGAACCGAAAAUGAAAGUGUUAGAGCUCCCAUACUUUAACAAUGAACUGAGCAUGCUCAUUCUUCUUCCUGAAGUUGUCUGUGAGGACUUUACUGGCCUAGAACAGCUUGAAUGCACCCUCACAUAUGAAAAACUAGCAGGAUGGACCAGCUCGGAUAGGAUGCAACAGCUGAGAGUGAAGGUGUACCUGCCUCAGUUCAAGAUGGAGGAAAGUUAUGUUCUCAACACAGCUCUCCAGGAGAUGGGAGUGAUGAAUGUUUUUGACUGGGGAAAAGCUGAUUUGUCAGGAAUCUCUACGAAAAACGGUUUAGCUGUGUCCAAAGCCAUCCAGAAGUCAUUUGUGGAAGUGAAUGAAGAGGGCACUGAAGCAGUUGGUACCAUGGGGCUUGCUGCAAUGCCUCUGUGUCACCCAGUUUCUUAUGAGUUCAGAGCUGACCAUCCAUUCCUCUUCUUCAUCAGAUACAACACAACGAAUACCAUUCUCUUCUUUGGAAGAUAUUGUUCCCCUUAA